AUGACCUUUUUCGCUCAGUGCCAGCACCGGCCACCUACCCCUGCGCUGGGAUUGGCCGGUGGGGGAAGUCGGGUUGCGGGAGAGGGGCAGCCGCCUUUCCCCCUGGCCGACGGGGGUACUUUUCGGGGCCUGAGGGGGCAGGGACUUUGGACGUGCGCCGUUUAUGGGAGAGUUUUGUCCUGCCCCGCGGCCUGGGAAGGCCAGCCAAAUAGCUGUGCCUUCGGGAGGCCAUACCCCGCAGGUUUUUCCCGAAAAGUGACCAAACUUCGGGCCAGGACCUCUGGGAAUGGAGGGCGGGGGAAGCCGCCUGGUGCCUUCCCACCUGGAAGCAGCCGCCUCACCUGCGGCCCUGGGAUGGUGCCGCACCGCCAGGACCUCAUCGGGGCAUCGGUGUCAUCUCUGCUGUUUCGGGAGAGGCCCUCGGUGGACAGCCGUGUGGAGGGGGCAGUCCAUGUGCCAAGCCCACCCAUCACCUCCACUGUGGCAGCCAUGAGCCCUCUGGACAGAGCAUGGCCCGUGGUAACACAGUGUCUGAAUGACCACCACUUCCCGCUCACGGGACCCGAUCGGCAGGAUGUCAUCGAGGUGAUGGACCAACAUGACGCCCUGUGGAGAGAAAGCUGGUCAGGAGCCCCGGAGCUCACCCAGUUGACCACAUCCGCCCACGAGCGCAGCCCCGGGUUCAUGUCAGGAGGUUUAAUCACGGACUCGAGCUCCGACAGAGCCUCAGCGUGGGUGCAGAGAGGGGCCCAGCCCCCUCCCCCUGCACACUCUGCUCUAAAUUACUCAUCUGUGCCGCUGAAGCAUCGAAAAUCAAGUGGCUUUUUGGAAAAUGUUGAUGUCACAGAACAUUUUGAAAGCUACUUCGGGCCCCACUUUGCCGUCAUCAGCCACGUGUCCACAGACAGGAGCACCCCUGAGGCCGUGCACCGCUGGGCCUUCUUCGCUGGAAUCAUCCUGGCUGCACUCCUGACCCUGGGGGCUGUGCUGAGCACCACGGCCACUGUGAGAGGGGCCAGGGGCCUCAUGGCUGCGGCCUUCCUGAGCUUCGCCCUGGUGUUCUGCGCCCUGGCGCAGGCGGCCUUCUGGAGGCUCCACAACCCCACCCAGGUGGAGGACGCCGUGCUGGAUGCCUACGACCGGGCCUACGACCAGGCGGUGAGGAGUGCGUCCGGAACUGGGCGGCAGGAGCUGGUGGCCAUCCAGGACACAUUCUGGUGCUGUGGCAAGAGCUCGCCCCUCGGGCUCCUGGGGGGCUCGGAGGCUGACCUGUGUCAGGGGGAGGAGGCCACCAGACAGGACUGCCUGCGGGGGAUCCAGAGCUUCCUGAGGGUGCACGGGAACAUCGUCUCCACCCUGAUCGGCCUGGGCCUCGCCUUCACGGUGUACGCAAUGCUGCUUACUUCCUUCAUCUGGUUCACCAUCCACUCGCGCAGAUACUCCGUGAGCCAACGGGCCCACAGCUGCCCUCCCCAGGAGCACAGAGUCUACAGACACAUCCAGGAGGGAUCCCGGUCUCCUCGCCGCCCGUCCAAAGCGGACGCUCCCAAGGGCCGUCUGAGUCCAAGCAGACGCUCUGGUCAGCUUCUGCUGCCCCGGGACACCCACCCGCCUGCCCAUGGGAGCGGAGACGCUACAGUCUGCACUCGCAUGUAA
Molecule: messenger RNA, 1656 nt
Organism: Rangifer tarandus platyrhynchus (Svalbard reindeer)
Lineage: Eukaryota; Metazoa; Chordata; Mammalia; Artiodactyla; Cervidae
Source: the annotation of a GenBank genome assembly